Messenger RNA from Hordeum vulgare subsp. vulgare (domesticated barley), 834 nucleotides. Its product is annotated as nuclear transcription factor Y subunit B-4-like. Gene Ontology annotation, molecular function: protein heterodimerization activity; RNA polymerase II cis-regulatory region sequence-specific DNA binding; DNA-binding transcription activator activity, RNA polymerase II-specific. The transcript has a single exon. Gene Ontology annotation, biological process: regulation of transcription by RNA polymerase II. Gene Ontology annotation, cellular component: CCAAT-binding factor complex. Bases 73 to 591 code for a protein of 172 amino acids. Lineage: Eukaryota; Viridiplantae; Streptophyta; Magnoliopsida; Poales; Poaceae. The record is from RefSeq and is a predicted model, not a curated record.
CUACUUUCGACGUGAUCGAACUAUAUAUCUCAUUGUGACAAAGAUCACAUACAUACCUUAUCCACACUAAAUAUGACGAAUAGGGAGGAUUUCAUCCAUUUCUCCGGUUUUACCCAACAACCGGGGCGCCUCAGCCUUCCUAGGGCGCCAUCAACCUCAGGCUCUUCCUCGGGAGAUCCUAACGGGCAAGAAGGCCUCCUGCCAAUCGCCAACGUGGGGCGGAUCAUGAAGGACGUGCUGCCGCCGGCAGCCAAGGUCUCGAAGCACGCCAAGGAGGUGAUCCAGGAGUGCGCCACGGAGUUCAUCGGCUUCGUCACCGGUGAGGCCUCGGAGAGGUGCCGGCGGGAGAGGCGCAAGACGGUGAACGGCGAUGACAUCUGCCACGCCAUGAAGACUCUUGGCCUCGACAACUACGCUGGCGCCAUGCGCAGGUACCUGCAGAGGUACCGCGAGGGCGAGGAGCUCACGGCGGCGCUCAACAACCACAGCAGGUCGCCGGUUCCGCCGCCGCCAGAUGACGGCAUGAUCCAGAUCGACAUCUGGGGCGAGCGGUCCAACUCCAGGGGCAAUGAGAAGCAUGGCAGCGACUGAACAUAUACUCUUCGCCUCAUCUGACUGAAGUUGUUUCGAUCUUCUUGUAUUUGCGGUCUUCGUGUACGUCGUGACCUGAACUAUAGCUUUUGCUUAUGCUCUUGCUUGUGUUCUUACUCCUAUGUACUAUUGCAAUGGAUAUGUACCUGCUGUACCUGAAAACAUUUCGACUUGUAUUAACUAGUUUUAGCAUGCAUUUCAUGUUUAGAAUGAUUUUUUUACAAGAAUUUGAGCACAUUUGGU